AGCUUCUGGGUUUAAAAUAGAAACUCGAGGGCCCGCGCCGGGCGCCUCCCCAGCCGCCCGGUGGCCGGGCGCUUCGAUGUAAAUGUUACUGAACCACAUUCGUUUGCCUGACGUGCAGUGAGCCAAGUGCGGAGACACCAAGAUUUGAAGCCGGAAAGUAUUCAUGAGGCUGCCAAGUGAGAAGACAGGAGAACGAGUCUGAGGUCCUCCUCCCCAAAGGACUACAUGGAUCAAAACAUCUGAAGUGCUGGGAGUUAGAGGACCUGAAGAGACAGAAAAAGACCACAGAAAAUCAGGAGCUAAGGAGGAGAACCAAAAGAGAAGAUUGAGGAGACUCCAAUCCAGGAGUAGGUGUCAUGCUGUUCUCUAGGAGUGUACAGAGGAAAAGACCCGAUCUCUGUCCACAAUUUAACCAGAAAUGCCUAAGCGAGCUUCCGGCUCUUUUGAACCAUACCCUGCAAAGAGUUACAUCGGUCUGCACCUGUGAAUUCAGUAAGGGCUACACCAUACUAUCAAACGACACCAUUAGUGCGAAAAUGCUGGAAAGCUGUGGAAAUGCUUCAGUGGCCAUUCCUAUAGGAAUUUCCCUCCUUUUACUGUUGGUGAUCUGUGGAAUUGGGUGUGUUUGGCACUGGAAACACCAUAAUACAAUGCAAGGUUUCUUACCGAGGUUUUUGCAGAGGAGAAAAAGCAGGAGAAAAGACUAUUCUAAAACACUCCCUUUGAGUCCCCAGGUUAUCAGCUCAAGGUAUAAAAUCUCAGUUCAAACUCAAGACCACAGCUCUGCUGGGGUGGACGCUAACAUAGAUGACGACUAUGAAAAUGUGGAAAGGGGUCCUCCUAAAUCAAAAGAAGACACCAAUAAGGAACUAUAUGAAAACACUUGGCAGACCAAUUUCGAGGAGCAUAUCUAUGGAAAUGAGACACCAUGUGCCUAUUAUAACUUCCAGAAGCCUAGCACUUCUGAAGCCCCACAAGAAGAAGACGUAUAUAUUCUUCCAGAUUCAUAUUAAAUUUUCCACAUGGGGGUUUAGUUAUUAGAGGAUAAAUAUUCACUGGGACUUGUGCUGAUAUCAUUAUUAGUCAAGUUCUUCUGAUGGAAUUUAAUCUCCACCCUUCUGAAUCUUCUCUGUGUAUCACCGGGGAUUAAUUCCAGAGAUCUUCUCCGCCCUCCUUGCCCUGGAUCAAUUCCACAUUAUGUUACAUUGAUUCUUUCUUCUAAAUGUGACUUGUUAUCUUUCUCUUCUUUUUCUGUCUCCACAGUCUUUGUCUGUCACAGUCUGCCAACUAGCCUUUCUGGCUCAAGUUUCUACACACUCAGUAAUGCUGCUCCAGCCCCAGGAUGCUGCCAGAUUUAUCUUCAGAAGAUAUUCCCAAUGACCACAUCACUCCUUUGUUCCAAACCUCUUAAUGUCUCCUCUUUGUAAAAGAUAGAACACUCAUAAUUCUAACUCCAGAAUUCAUGAUUUUCCACAGUUGGUUCAAAUUUACUUUUCCAAUGACUUCUACUAAUCCCUCAAAUUCUCUGCUCUCAUCAGAAUCAUCUCAAAACCUGCCAAAUGCAUCCCUCCUCCACAGCUUUGCGUAGGCCUGCCUUGGCCAUAACUUCUUACACAAGUCUUCUGAAUCAUUCCAGACCUGAAUUUACCUUUUUCUGAUGUCCUAUAGAUUUUGUUGCCUGUGCAUUUCUUUGGGAAACAUGAAUGUUUGCAAUGACAUUUUAUUACUUAAUGUCAUAUGAGAAUGUCCUAAAUUAUCUCCUUAAAUAGUAAGAAACUGCCUAAUCACAUUUUGGCCCCAAUGCCUAGACCAUCUUAUGAGGCACUCAAUACUGUUCAUUUGACAAGAAUUGGAUUGUACGUUUUGCUAAGUUGUUUUGAAAAAAAAUGAAUAAAUUCAUCCAUCCAAGGAAUA
Molecule: messenger RNA, 1914 nt
Organism: Camelus dromedarius (Arabian camel)
Lineage: Eukaryota; Metazoa; Chordata; Mammalia; Artiodactyla; Camelidae
Gene: GAPT
Product: GRB2 binding adaptor protein, transmembrane
Exons: 5
Coding region: 357-1013 (218 amino acids)
Biological process (GO): B cell proliferation involved in immune response; B cell homeostasis; immunoglobulin production involved in immunoglobulin-mediated immune response
Cellular component (GO): membrane
Source: RefSeq, a predicted model, not a curated record